Messenger RNA from Penicillium canariense, 1821 nucleotides. RefSeq lists its product as uncharacterized. Gene Ontology annotation, biological process: entrainment of circadian clock by photoperiod; circadian regulation of gene expression. Bases 1 to 1821 code for a protein of 606 amino acids. The transcript has 2 exons. NCBI's taxonomy places the organism in Eukaryota, Fungi, Ascomycota, Eurotiomycetes, Eurotiales, Aspergillaceae. Gene Ontology annotation, cellular component: cytoplasm; nucleus. The record is from RefSeq and is a predicted model, not a curated record. Gene Ontology annotation, molecular function: FAD binding; DNA binding.
AUGAAGUCCGGCUCGGCCUCCAACAAGGUGGUGUUAUACUGGCAUCGGACUGAUCUGCGACUUCACGACUCCCCAGCACUCCACGCUGCGUUGGCCUUGAACCCGUCUGUGUUCAUCCCGAUCUGGACCUGGGAUCCUCACUACGUCUACCGGUCCCGAGUUGGCCCCAACCGAUGGAGGUUUCUCUUGGAGUGCCAGAGCGACUUAUCCCACUCAUACUCCCAGCUCAAUUCCAAGCAGAAGCUGUGGGUCGUGCGGGAAGCACCGCUGACCGUCCUUCCAAAGCUCUGGAAGCAAUGGGACAUCACCCAUCUCGUGUUCGAGAAGGAUACGGACUCCUACGCACGCGACCGCGAUGACGCCGUCCUGCGUCUGGCCCACGAAGCUGGGGUUGAGGUGAUUGUGAAAAUGGGACGAAAUCUGUUCGACCCAGAUGAGUUGGUGAGGAAGAAUGGCGGCAAGCCGACGAUGAGCAUAAGCCAAGUCGAAAAGGCCGCUGGACAGAUCAAUCAUGCGCAGCCAGACCAGCCGUGGGACACGCCGAAGAGCAUCCCCCACCCAUGGGAGCAAGACAAGAUGGACCUCGGAAGCAUGGAACAUGAGAUUGCAGAGCCCACGCCCGACCUUAAUUCAAAUCAUCGCAUUGCCAAAGAUACACAAUACAGCCUCAUCAUGGGCCCCAAGAACGACUUUGCCGUGCCGACAAUGGAGGAAAUCGGCAUCGAUUCCUCUCUGGCGAUCAGUCCCCAUCGGGGCGGCGAGUCCGUGGCCUUGACGAUGCUGAGCAACUACAUCCAAGACGAUGAAUACAUCGGCACAUUCGAGAAGCCCAAGACCUCCCCCGCCGCCUUCGAGCCCCAGUCCACGACUCUGCUCUCUCCGCACCUGCACUUCGGCACACUCUCAGUUCGGAAAUUCUGGUGGGACGUCCAAGGCGAUCUGAACAAGCGCAAGCAAGAAAAGAAGCCCAACGCAACCAUCCCCACAAAUCUGCUCGGCCAAUUACUCUUCCGCGACAUGUACUUUGCCGCCCAAGCCGCGGUCGGCGAACCAUUCUCGCGAACAUACGGCAACAAAGCCGUCCGCUUCAUCGACUGGCACUUACAAUCGGAGCCCCAGCAAGGCGCAGACAACGUGCUGCCCGCGCGCGCGUACGAAAUCGACUCUGCCGAGGCGGAGGAAUGGUUCCAACGGUGGAAGACAGGCCGAACCGGCUUCCCUUGGAUCGACGCGCUGAUGCGCCAGUUGAAACAAGAAGGUUGGAUCCACCACCUCGGCCGGCACAGCGUGGCGUGUUUUUUGACCCGCGGCGGGUGCUACGUGAGCUGGGAACGGGGCGCGGAGGUGUUUGAGGAACUGUUGAUCGACCAUGAGACGGCCUGUAAUGUGGGGAAUUGGAUGUGGCUGUCGUGCACCGCCUUCUUUUCCCAGUUCUACCGCUGCUACUCUCCUGUUGCCUUUGGGAAGAAGUGGGACCCGAGUGGCGAGUUUGUUCGCCGCUAUGUGCCCGAGCUGGCGAGGUUUGAUAAAAAGUUCAUCUAUGAGCCUUGGAAGGCGCCGAUCGCCGAUCAGAAAAAGUGGGGGUGUAGGGUUACAAAUGACGACAGCGCCGGGGACGGACAGGUGUAUCCGAAGCCGAUGUUUGAUUUCGAUGAGCGGAGGCAGGUUUGCAUGGAUCGGAUGAAGAACGCGUAUGAUGUGGGAUUACAUGGGGCUGACGAGCAGGUCUUGAAUGGGUCUUGGAGGCAGCUGUUUGGGGAGGAUGGGGACGACCAUCAGGGGCCAAAGGCAAAAAAGCAGAAGACCCUGGAGGGAGAUUGA